AUGUCUUCCACAUUCAUAUUACACUCUCUCUCUCUCUCACUCACUCACUCACUCACUCACUCACUCGCUAAAUGUCUUUCACGCUCAUAUCACCUUCUUUCUCACUCAGUAAAUGUCUUCCACACUCAUAUAACUCCCACUCACUUUCUCUGUCUCACUCACGAAAUGUCUUCCACUCUCAUAUUCGUUUUUCCACUCAUUUCUUUUUCUGCUCUCGUCUCUCUCUCCCUCUCUCAUUAUAUGUCUUUUCCUCUCGCUCUCUUUACUCUCGUCUCUCUCCCUCUCUCAUUAUAUGUCUUUCCCUCUCGCUCUCUUUACUUUCGUGUCUCUCUCUUUCAUUAUAUGUCUUUCCCUCUCGCUCUCUUUACUCUCGUCUCUCUCUUUUUCUCUCAUUAUAUGUCUUUCCCUCUCGCCCUCUUUACUCUGGUCUCGCUCUCUCAUUAUAUGUAUUUCCCUCUCGCUCUAUUUACUCUCAUCUCUCUCUCUCUCUCUCUCUCUCUCUCUCAUUAUAUGUCUUUCCCUCUGGCCCUCUUUACUCUUGUGUCUCUCUCUCUCAUUAUAUGUCUUUCCCUCUCGCUCUCUUUACUCUUGUGUCUCUCUCUCUCAUUAUAUGUCGUUUCUUCUCGCUCUCUUUACUCUCGUCUCUCUCCCUCUCUCAUUAUAUGUCUUUCCCUCUCGCUCUCUUUACUUUCGUGUCUCUCUCUUUCAUUAUAUGUCUUUCCCUCUGGCUCUCUUUACUCUCGUCUCUCUCUCUCUCUCUCAUUAUACGUCUUUCCCUCUCGCUCUCUUUACUCUCGUCUCUCUCUCUCAUUAUACGUCUUUCCCUCUCGCUCUCUUUACUCUCGUGUCUCUCCCUCUCUCAUUAUAUGUCUUUCCCUCUCGUUCUCUUUACUCUCGUCUCUCUCUCUCAUUAUAUGUUUUUCCCUCUCGCUCUCGUUACUCUCGUCUCUCUCCCUCUCUCAUUAUAUGUCUUUCCCUCUCGCUCUCUUUACUUUCGUGUCUCUCUCUUUCAUUAUACGUCUUUCCCUCUCGCUCUCGUUACUCUCGUCUCUCUCCCUCUCUCAUUAUAUGUCUUUCCCUCUCGCUCUCUUUACUCUCGUCUCUCUCUCUCUCAUUAUAUGUCUUUCCCUCUGGCUCUCUUUACUCUCGUCUCUCUCUCUCUCAUUAUAUGUCUUUCCCUCUCGCUCUCUUUACUCUCGUCUCUCUCAUUAUAUGUCUUUCCCUCUUGCUCUCUUUACUCUCGUGUCUCCCCCCUUUCAUUAUAUGUCUUUCCCUCUCGCUCUCUUUACUCUCGUCUCUCUCUCUCUCAUUAUAUGUCUUUCCCUCUCGCUCUCUUUCUCGUGUCCCUCUCUCUCUUCUUUCCUCUCCGUCUCUCAUUAUAUGUCUUUCCCUCUUGCUCUCUUUACUCUCGUGUCUCCCCCCCUUUCAUUAUAUGUCUUUCCCCCUCUCUCUCCCUCUUUACUCUCUUCUGUCUCUUAA
This is a messenger RNA of Acanthosepion pharaonis, 1479 nucleotides long. NCBI's taxonomy places the organism in Eukaryota, Metazoa, Mollusca, Cephalopoda, Sepiida, Sepiidae. The record is from the annotation of a GenBank genome assembly.